Messenger RNA from Menidia menidia (Atlantic silverside), 3900 nucleotides. The record is from the annotation of a GenBank genome assembly. Lineage: Eukaryota; Metazoa; Chordata; Actinopteri; Atheriniformes; Atherinopsidae.
GCGCCCCGCUCGCCUGUACUGAGAGGUGUGACGUCACGUGAACUGCCCGUGUCCGUUCCAGCUGAGAGCCGGAGAGCUGGAGAACGGUAGGACGUGGACGUCGCGCGGACCAUACACACAGACCCGAGCCCGUGCGCCCGUGACUGCGUCCACCGGAUGCGAAAAAAAGUACAGACAAGAGAGAGGAAACGAGCCCUCCCCCUUUCUCCUGACGGACAGCAGAGCGCGGCGGCGGAGGAGAGCAGCAGCAACACAACUUGUCAUCUGACCGACCGAGCCAGUGCUCUCGUUGUUUUUCGGUUCACGGUUUUUCUCCACGGUUGUUUUUGUUUUUGACGAAAGGAAAACGACUCGGGACCGCGUUCUUUAGCCUCCUAAGGCCAACUCCGGAUACUUCUGUACAAGUUGAAGUUGUGACAUUUGCCCGUGCGUGCAGUUUUUACUCUGUUUUUCUACGUCUUUGAACAUUUUUAUUAUGGACAGUAUUCCUGCUCAUAUGGUCUGACUGCCACAACCAACACACACACUGGUGUGCCGAUAAGAAAAACACAGCUUCAUCUGCCGAACAGUUUUUAACAGCAUCCAAUCGCAAUGGAAUACUUCGAGAAAAAUAUUUCUGCAAGCAAAUAAGUCUCUGCAUAACUACAACUGACAGUCAUCCAGCAUACUUGUCCUAUUGGUGCCUCUGUGUGCGACCCCAUCUGGCCCAGCAUGUCCAGACAGCUCUCUCAGCUCCCGACCCCGGACCUUCCAGCGGGGGCCAGUCCACAAUUUGGAAGUUGCACUCAGCCUGCAGGCUCCCUCACAGGGGGGCACAUCAACUCCAUGGCCGGUCUGAAGUCUCUCCUGCAGCACCCCAUGAAAGGAGACCACCGCAUGAAAAACCCAUGUGACACGAAAGACAAAGACAGACUGGACCUCGAUGAGGACUCUAUGGGAGUGUGCCCCAUGAGGAACGGCAGUGGAGGUGGAGGAGGGGGAGUAGGAGGGGGAGGUGGAAAUGGAGGGACCUACAACCAGUUCCUGGGCCCUCUUCUGUGGGAUCGUACCGUGCCUGCAGAUGGGGGGCUCUUCCAGCUUCAGUACAUGGACUUGGAGGAGUUUCUGACUGAAAAUGGAAUGGGCAGCAUGCACAGCAACAACAGCUCCAGCUCGGCCCAGAUCCCCUCGCAAAGCCCCCAGUCGGCCGUACCCAACCAGAGCUCCCAGUGCCUAACGCCCUCAUCUCCACCCGGAUCCACAUCCUCGUCACCCUCGUCUUCCUCCUCGCCAUCUCUCAUCGGUCUGGAGGUGGCUCAGCCGCAGAGCCACGCGAGUGCAACCGACUGUCUGCACGGGAGUCAGACGAGUAUGAACGACUCGUGCGAGUCACCCUGUUCGUCCUCUUCGUCCUCCUGUCCGCCGCUGCUGACGCCCACAGGCAGCGGGCCAGAUGCCAUGGAAAUGUUUGACAUGGAGUCUUCAGACAUGGGCGCCUCAAGCCAGCCGAACUUUGACCCCAGAAGGCACUCCUUCAGUGAAGAGGACCUGAAGCCGCAGCCAAUGAUCAAGAAGGCUCGCAAGAUCCUGGUGCCCGAGGACUUAAAGGAUGAGAAGUACUGGACCAGGAGGCAUAAAAAUAACGAGGCAGCAAAACGUUCCCGAGAUGCUCGUCGGCUCAAGGAGAACCAGAUAUCUGUGCGAGCCGCCUACCUGGAGAGAGAAAACGCCGCCCUCCGUCAGGAGGUGGCCGAGAUGCGGAAGGAACUGGGCCGGUGUCGCAACAUCCUUAGUAAAUACGAGAACCACCUCACAGACCAGUGAUGACCACGUGGAGACAAAUCAGAAGAGGAGGAACAUAAGCUGGAUUAAAUUCUAAGACUCUUGAUUUUCUGAGGUGGAUUGAUGGACAGAAUGGGGUGAAGAUGAUGAUGAUGAGGAGGAGGGUGGUGAUUAUGAUGAUGAAUGUAUAAGACAAGGAGACGGUUUGUGUAUUGAAGCUCAGGUGUCUUGUUUUGUCAAGGUGUCAGCUCUUAAAAGUGAUUGAUGAAGAGAAUAAUUUAACAGCAGAAAGAUGUGACUUUUAAGAGUUUUGUUAUUGGAGAAUUGUAUAUUUUUAUAAUACUUCAGAGAAAUUUAGAGCGAGAGCAAAUCUGGAGAAUAAUUUUGUACAUUUUCUACAUGUUUGGGACACAGAGAUGGGGGGCAAGCAAUGGUGAAUAGAACUUUAUUUUAGAGGAGUCAGGAGACGUCAUGGAGGCUGUCAGCCGUCGGUGGGCAUUGUCCCAAUGCGGCAGCAGGGCUGAGGACGCAUGUAACAAAUGUAAUAUAGAGAGCAAAGUUAUCUUAAAAUUGUAUUGUUCAAUAUUUUUUGGGUUUUACUCGAGCACUUACUUUAUUCCUGUCAUGUAUCUGUCACUGGGCAUGCUUAAGAGGGACAGGAUGAGAGACAUGAGGAGACACCGUGUAUACAGUUCAGCACUGCCCAACGCUUUUCCUGACCAGGCCUUGUUCUUCUUUUUACAGAAAAACUUCCCCUUUUUUCCCCCCAUUGCCCUUAGUUUCCCCACAACAUUUUCCCCUAGGAGCUCGGGUCUAACCUCAGCAGACUGCUAACCCUCUCGGUCCAUUCUUGGAUCUCCUUUUCCCUCUCCCAGUGGAGUGCUCUCAGUCUACUCUGGUGUUUUGUGCUGGCGAAAGCCUUUUGUGGAGUCCCAAGAUCUGCUCCUCUGCCUCCUCUUUGAAUUGCUGCUGUGUUUUUAGACCCAUGUCUCUAUUUCUGUCUGCUCCCACUUGCUGCGAAUCACAUCACAGUUUAGUGCUCUUCCCAUAACAUUUUGUCCUCUCAUGUACCUCAAAAUUGAUUGAAAUCACAGUGUUGUAACAUUCUCUAAAAUAGUAAACAAUCCUCUCAGUAAGAUGCACAUUGUUACUUGACUAAAAUGAACACAGCUUAAUUGUCAUUGUGAUUGGGCAAGAUAUGUAGUGUAUACUGGACAGGGCUGUACUGUUUUAUGUAUUUGAUGUAUUUCAGGAGAUGGGUUGAGUACCCCCAUUGAGUGGAAUGGUGUUAAUUUCUCAGAUUUCUGGGAGAAAUAAAAGCCAAAAUUUCCUAUUCUUAUCCUCAAUGCUUGUUGCUAUUCAGUGCUUUUUUUCCCCCCACACUGCUCCUUCCUCCACGGUUUACCUACUUUUUGCAGUAUCUAUAAACUUCGCUGUGUACCCGCAACACCUACACAGGGGCAUGGUACACUAUGUUGUGUUCCUGGGGGAGGGAUAACUAGUAAUAGAGUGUGAUUUUAAUCCCUUUAAUGACCAUGAUGAAUAGUUACCAUUACAGCUAUUGUUAUAGUUAUGAUUAUGAUGAUUAUCCCUCUUAUUGUUGGUGUUCUAUAUUAUCGAAUGUUUUUCUUUCUUUGGAUGAACAUGAUCUGUUGCACCUUGAAACAUCUUCAGCGUUCCUCGCAAAGACUAUUCAAAUGACAAAAAGAAACACCCUCACCCACAGACGUUCAGCCUCUCUCUCUUCUGCUCUGGACACUACUGGCACUGUCUUUGUCCAUGGAUUUCACAAACGUGGCUCGGUCACUUGAACAUGAUCUUCAUGCAGACUUAUUUUACCUAUCACCAAGACCUCCCGUGCUCCCCAGCUGCGUGCGGACUAUGCACACUGCUGAUAUACUCCCAGUUGCUUUUCUUUCAGCCUUUAUCAUGCCAUUCAGUGAUUGUUUGCUCUCCAAACAGGACUUAGUCUCUGAUAACUUCACAGAUGUGGUUGAUAAACCUUGUGGUGACUCUUAAGUGAUCAACUGCCCUGCUGCAUCAGUAGUGUCCACGGUGCCCAGACCGCCAGUCAGUGCUGGUUAUUUGGAUGUAGUUGAAAUCUCCCAAAAAACACCAAUAAAAGAUUGUUCUCUUUCA